This is a messenger RNA of Erigeron canadensis, 1532 nucleotides long. RefSeq lists its product as uncharacterized. Bases 41 to 1450 code for a protein of 469 amino acids. The transcript has a single exon. NCBI's taxonomy places the organism in Eukaryota, Viridiplantae, Streptophyta, Magnoliopsida, Asterales, Asteraceae. The record is from RefSeq and is a predicted model, not a curated record.
CCAUCCGAUCUUCCUCCUAAGUAAUUAACCAGAUAGAUAGAUGGCUCCGGCGCCAACUGUAACUUGGGUUUCCGAAUGGUUUAUCAAACCAUCACACCCGCUCCCAGAAGAACCAAUCCACUUGACACCUUUUGAGCUCGUUUACCUCAACAUCAACUACAGCCAAAAGGGUCUUCUUUUUGCAAAACCACCACCCAGCAAGGAAAUUAAUAAUUUUUCAAUGUCCGCUUUUUUGGAUGACCUACGCCGUUCUCUCUCCGACACUCUCACUAAGUUCCACCCUCUGGCCGGCCGUCUGGCCACUCGGAAACAAUCAAACCCAUCACCAUCGUACGUCAUCUAUUUAGAUCCCGAAAACAGCCCCGGAAUCAAAUUCGUUUACGCGACAUCGUCAGCAACUGUGUCCGACAUCCUUGGUCCAAAUGAUGUCGCAUUGUUUCAUCCAUUCUUCGACCUUAAUCACGCCAUUAACCACGACGGCCAUACUCUCCCGUUGUUAUCAGUUCAGGUGACCGAGCUUGUGGAUGGUAUCUUCAUCGGUGGCUCCAUUAACCACGUUGUGGCGGAUGGAACUUCUUUCUGGCGUUUCAUGGAUUCUUGGAGCCAAACAUAUCUCAUUCUUAAAUCCAACAACAACAACAACACAAAUAAUGAAAAUAAUGUGUCUUCUUUCAUACGAACACCAAUCAAGGGAUGUGAUCCGAUCAUAAAUCUUCCCUACACCCAUCAUCAUCAAUUCAUCGAACGAAUAUUUCCUGAUCCGCAGGCGGUGGUCAUAACAGAGAGAUUCUUCCACUUGUCAUCCUCUUCCAUCUCCAAACUCAAAGCAAAGGCGAACGCCGAGGCGGAAUGCCAAAAGAUAUCAAGUUUACAGGCAGUAUCCGCACUGCUGUGGAGGUGCAUCACACGAGCCCGACGUCUACCGCAAGAUGCUGAAACGGUAUGCAAGCUUGCAACUAGUAACCGCCAUAGGCUGAACCCACCUUUGCCUGGUGACUAUUUUGGCAAUCCGGUUAACCUGGUGAAGGGAACAGCAACGGUGGCGGAUCUGAUCAGCAACGGUCUUGGUUGGGCGGCUUUGCAGUUAAAUGAGGCUAUCAGGAAGCAUGAUGAUACGGCAGUCAAAGGAUGGAUUGACUCCUGGUGUAAAUCCCCGUCGAUAGUGAAACUGAGUGGGAUCUUUGAGCAGUCCAACACUUCUGUCACCAUUGGAAGCUCACCAAGGUUUGACAUGUACGCCUGUGACUUCGGAUUGGGGAAAGCAGUUGCUACCAGAAGUGGUUGCGCAAACAAGGCCGAUGGCAAAAUCACAUUGUUUCCUGGUCGGGAUGGGGCCGGGAGCAUGGGUGUGGAAAUUUGUCUUCUGCCACAAUAUAUGAUGGAUUUGGAAUGCGAUCAAGAGUUCAUUACUACUAUUACUCAAAAUUCAUAUGAAGAUCGAUCCAUCUAAUUGCAAUUUUUGGUUAAGCUUGGUUCGUUCAGUUCUCUGAUAUUAUGUCUCACUAUGUCAUUAAUAAAGAUUUCUAUUUUAA